This is a messenger RNA of Aegilops tauschii subsp. strangulata, 657 nucleotides long. Lineage: Eukaryota; Viridiplantae; Streptophyta; Magnoliopsida; Poales; Poaceae. The record is from RefSeq and is a predicted model, not a curated record.
GGAAUGGAUGCAACCACCGGCACCGAUCAAACCGGUAAACGGUAUUGGCAAAGGAUCGAGGACGUCUAUUGUAGGAUCAAGCCGAAGAAUAGUGGGUUCAUCCAUCGCACUUUCCGGUCGCUUCAAGGCCGGUGGGAGUUGAUCAAGCCCGCUUGUGCUCGUUGGAGUGCGGCCAUGGACCAAGUGAGGGAUGCACCACCUAGUGGAACCGUGGAGAGCGACUAUGAGACAAUUGCCGGCAUGAGGUACAAGGAGAUGGCCGCUUCCAAGGGCAAGCCAUUCCCAUUUAAGCAUGUUUGGUCAAUUCUUCAAACCUUUGACAAGUGGAAGUUGAGGGAUCAAGAGACCGCACCCAAGAAGUCGGCAAUGCUAAGGAUGGAUGAUAGUGAAGAUGAGGAGGAGAGGAACUUGGGCAAGCCCGAGGGAACCAAGAAGGGCAAGCUAAGGGUGAAGAUGGAAAGCGCAAGGCCGAGUUGGAGGAGAGGAUGAUCAAGCUCAAAGAGGCAAAGGUAUGGAAAGAACUCAUGGUGGAAGAGAAAGAGCACAUUAUGAUGUCCAAGAAGGACAUGGAUCAAGACCAAUUGCAAUGGUGGAAGGACACCAAGGAGGACAUCGCAGAGAGGAAGAGGAUGUUCCGUGUUGCGUCCUCUACUUUUC